AUGACAGAAGGAAGGCAAAUAAUAUUUGUAUUAGCUGGUUUUCUGGGUAUAUUUCUUAUGUUAACUAUUGUGUUUGCCGCUUUAUAUGGAGUUCAAAGGAAUAAAAGUUGGAAUACCGUAGACAUAACAACAGCCAUAAUUACAGUCACAACCACGGCUCAGACGAAUUUAUGUGUAACCCCAUAUUGUAUUAAAGCGGCAAAUUAUUUACUUGAAAGUAUUAAUAAAACUGUUAAUCCAUGUGAUAAUUUCUUUGAAUUUGCUUGUGGAACAUGGUUAAAGAAGAAUCGAAUACCUGAUGAUGCUGCAUCUCAUGAUAUUAUUAACAUUCUAAGAAAUCAAUUAGAUAGUGAUAUCGUUGAUAUGUUAACCUCGCCAAUACCCGAUGACUUAAAAAAUCUUCAGUCUAUAAUUAAUGCUCGUCGUUUUUAUGAUUCAUGUAUAAAUGAAACAGCUAUCGAAUUAGAGGCUGUCCAUGUAAUACUGUCUUUCGUCAAUAAUGAACUUGGUGGAUGGCCGAUUUUACAAGGUUCAUCAUGGAAUGAAGAUUCAUUUAAUCUUACACAUUUACUAAUUAAAUUACGUGAAUAUAGUCACAAUAUGAUAUUUGGUUUUCGUACAUCAGCUGAUGAUAAAAAUUCUUCAGUUAACUUUAUUCGAGUUUAUCAAAGUGCUAUUCCUCUUGAACAACGAUCAAAUUAUAUUAAUGAAACAAAAAUUACCAAAGCUUAUCAACAAUUUAUUCAUGAUGUAGCUUCGGCACUAACAAAUAAUAUAGUAAUUAAUGUCAGUGAAGUUAACGAUAUUUAUAAUUUUGAAAAACGUAUUUCAACAUUUCAUUGGACACCUGCCGAAAAACAUGCUAGAAAAAAUGAAACAGUUCGUACAACAAUUGGAAAUCUUUCACAAACAUUUAAUACAAGUUUUGAUUUUACAAAUUAUCUUCGAUAUAUAUAUUUUUUAUCAAAUGUUUCUUUAAAUGAUAAUGAUAUUGUAUCAGUUAGUGAAAUUGAAUUUUUACGUAAUAUAUCAUCGAUUAUUGAUACAACUUCACCACGUAUACUACAAAAUUAUAUUGUAUGGUGCUUUAUAAUGAAUAGAGUAUCAAAUAUGCCUAAACGUUAUCGUGCUCUAAGAGAUCCAUUUGAUGAAGCUUUUCAGGGUACUAUUGCUCAACGUCCACGUUCAAUAACAUGUGGGAAUUAUAUUAAUAAUAAUAUGGGUUUUGCCCUUUCAAAAAUUUAUAUUAAACAAUAUUUUGAUGAAAAUGCAAGAAACCAGUCAUUAGAGAUGAUCAAUAAUAUUCGAAGUAUAUUUCUUGAUAUGCUCAAAAAUACGACUUGGAUGGAUGAAAUUUCAAAAAAUAAAUCAAUAGAAAAAGCAUUAGUAAUCGAUGAAAAAAUUGGUUAUCCAGAUUUUUUAGGCAGUAGUAAUACAACAGAACUCGAAAAAAUGUAUCAAGAUUAUAUUUUCAACGAUUCAUAUAUAUAUAAUGUUUUUAAAUUAUUACAAAUAAAAUCCAAUGAAAAUUUUCGAAUGCUUCGUGAAUCUGUUGAUCGUAAAGCAUGGGGUGCUGGUCCACCGACCGUAGUCAACGCUUUUUAUAAUCCAUCAAGAAAUCAAAUCAUUUUUCCAGCUGGCAUUUUUCAAAUACCAUUUUUCAAUAAAGAUGCACCGAAAUAUUUAAAUUAUGGUGCUAUCGGAAUGGUUAUCGGUCAUGAAAUUACUCAUGGUUUUGAUAAUAGUGGUCGUCAAUAUGAUAAAGACGGGAAUCGUAUUUCUUGGUGGACUCCUGAAACUAUCGAAAGAUUUAAUGUACGUAAACAGUGUAUAAUCGAUCAAUACAGUAGAUAUGUUGUAACUCAAAUCAACAUGACAUUGAAUGGAUUUCAAACACAAGGCGAAAAUAUUGCUGAUAAUGGUGGAUUAAAAGAAUCGUUUUAUGCUUAUCAAAACUGGGCUCGAACGCAUCCAAAUAUGGAUAAAAAAUUACCUGGUUUAUCUGAUUAUUCGGCAGAACAAAUGUUUUUUAUUAAUUAUGCACAGAUUUGGUGUUCGAAAAUGACUGAUGCAAAUGCAUUGAAUAGAAUUUUAAUAGGUGUUCAUUCACCAGGGGAAUUCAGAAUACGCGGCCCAACAUCAAACUUUGAUGAAUUCGAUCGAGUAUUUAAAUGUACACCUGGACAAGGUAAUAGUCAAGUAAACAAAUGUACUGUUUGGUAAUUGACAAUAAUAACAUAGAAAAAAAAUAUAUACAAAAUCUAUUCGUAUCUAAUAUCUGACUUCUACAUGAAAACACAACAAAAAUUUUCAUUUAUAAAAAAAAAUUUUUUUGUUCUACUUAUUUUUUUUCUAUUGCUUUGGCUAUGAAGGUGUAAUAAGAGUGACUGUGGGUGUGGGUGUAUAUCAGUUGAUUUUAUACUUGGAUAAAUUAGGAAAGUAAUUGUACAGCAAAGUCAGUCAAAGAUUGCAUUAUUUUUAUAUAAUAUUUUCAUCGUGACUUUUUUAAAAGUCUCUUUAUAUUGUGUACUAUAAUGAUAUCAUCAGUGUUGUUAGUUUCAUUGACUCUGCUCCCCUCAAAUAGCAAUUAAUAAUGGAAAAACAAAGGGCUUGAUGUUCGAAAUUGGAUAUUAUCAAUGAAACUGACUAUCGAUCUUUUGAAUUUUUUUUUCAUUGGGUUUGCUGAUUGAAACAAAUGUUAUUUUAUAUUAUAGCAAAGUUCUGUCAACUGAUAUUCUUCUGAAAUCACUUAGUAUAUUAUCAUCUCAAUAGAUUUCUCGUUGGUCCAACACAAAAAUUGAGGUCCAUCUUAUUGACGAAAUUAAUUCAUGUAUUUUCUCAAAAUAAAUAUUAAAUAGUUUUUGUAUUGAUUUCUCAAAAACUAAAUUGAUUUUCGAAUAACAAUACUUAUUAACAAAAUUUAAAUCUUAAAUUACAUAGAUAAAAUUGAAAUAUAUAUUGUAUUUAUUUCUUUAAGUCAGAUUAGAUGUAUUAUGAGCAUAACGUGUCUUUUCCAAUAAAACUCUUUUCAAAGAUCUUCUAUAAUGAUGAUUAAUCUAUGAUCGUCAAUUUACAAGAUGAACUCACCCUCAAAGUGAAAUAUACAGCUUUGCUAGUGUUUUAUAACUGUCGUACAGUGAGUAUAUGAUACGAAAUAUUGAGAAUUUUCUUUAUUCUUAUAAUGAAACAUUUCCUUUUUUUAAAAUAUUGACUAGAAAACUACAGUUAAAUGGAUAAGAAAAAUGUCUGUUUUCAAAGAUAACUUUUCUUUUUCUAUGUAAAUUGUGACUUUUUUUUAAUGGUUUUAAAUUGAACAGAUAAUUGUGACAAAUAUAAAUCUGAGAAAUUAUUGAAAACAAUAUAUGCUUGUAUGUUCACA
This is a messenger RNA of Rotaria sordida, 3379 nucleotides long. The record is from the annotation of a GenBank genome assembly. Lineage: Eukaryota; Metazoa; Rotifera; Eurotatoria; Philodinida; Philodinidae.